Molecule: messenger RNA, 2058 nt
Organism: Hydractinia symbiolongicarpus
Lineage: Eukaryota; Metazoa; Cnidaria; Hydrozoa; Anthoathecata; Hydractiniidae
Product: slit homolog 1 protein-like
Exons: 2
Coding region: 171-1676 (501 amino acids)
Cellular component (GO): plasma membrane
Molecular function (GO): protein binding
Source: RefSeq, a predicted model, not a curated record
UGUAAUUUUAUAGAACGCGGUUAAUUUAGUUUCCUGUGAGAAAAAUCUUUCGACGUCUUGUAGACAUUAACACAAGACAUGUGCUGCUAACAGAAAGAGACACGAAAUUACAAAUCUAAAAAGAAGUGUAUUUACAAUACAGACACACGAUAUACAACUAUAAGAAGAAAAUGGAGCUGAUGACAAGAAUGAGGCGCCAAAGUGUUUUCACAUUUACGUUAUUUUUAUACCUAUCAUAUGUUAGCGUGGCGAGUGGGUGCCCGUCAUUGUGCAGGUGUAGCAAUACCUCAGUUUAUUGUCUGUACAAAGAAAUGAAAACAAACGAUUUGGUGCGAAUCGCGCCUUAUAUACCCACGUAUAGCACAAAACUGUUUCUUUCUGGCAAUAACUUUGAUGAAUUUCCAAUAAAAGCAUUGAAGAAUUUGAAAAAGUUGGAAUAUCUGGCGCUUAGUUUUAAUAAAUUAAAAAGUGUGCCUCAGAAUAUUUCGCAUUAUUUCCCUCGUUUGAAGGAAUUGUAUUUAACUGCGAACGAAAUUCGAGAUUUGAAGAGGCUGACUGGAUAUGAAAAUUUAAGGACCCUGAAUCUGGACCAAAAUCUAAUCGAAGAAAUUCCCCCUUUUACUUUUAAAGACGUUAAAAACCUGAAGGAGUUGUUGCUGGGGCAAAACAACAUAAGAAGAAUUUUUGAGAAUUCAUUUUCUGGGUUGGAACGUUUGGAGCAUUUACAGCUCAACAAUAAUCAGUUAGAACUGAUUGAUGAAACGGCGUUUCGUUCGAACAGAAGACUGACUGAAAUUUAUUUGCAUGUAAACAAACUGGGUGAAAUACAAAAUGGUUUAUUUAGUCACUUGAAAGAAUUACAAACGCUGUAUCUGUAUGACAACCGCAUCUCGAGGAUCGGCUCAAGAGCAUUCCAAGGUCUAACUGUGAAGACCAUAUAUUUAAGCUCGAAUAAGAUAAAGUACGUACCAAAGCAAGCGUUUCAAAAUAUUACAGUUAAAAAUAGGAUUUACAUGCACGAUAACCCCUUCCAGUGUGAUUGCCAACUCAUUAUGGUUUCCAAAACAUCAUUAAAAAAAUUACAAAACGACAAGAAAAUUAUGCUCGGUGCAUGCGCAUCACCACACCGUUUGGUUAACAAAGGAGUAUUUUCAUUAAACAGUGAAACAAACAAUUGUACAAUCUGCGACUUAAAUCCAUGUGGAAACGAACUAACAUGUUCCGCCGAUAAAAAUGAUUCCGAAACAUAUCAGUGCAUUGUACCUGUCGUAACAACUGUUUCGACGACCAUUUCGUCAACUGUUUCGACAACCACUUCGUCAACUGUUACAAGAAAGAUUAGCAGUACUACUAGCAGUAUCGAAGUCACAUUCCUCAAGGUAGCCGAACAGCGAGAGGGAGAACAAAGUAAAAAUCAGAAUAAUAAAAAAACAAAUAAAACACUUCACGUCAUUACUGGCGUGUGUAUCGCUGUCGGUUGUGCAAUCGCCGUCUUAAUCGGCUGGUUGCUAUAUCAACGACGCAAAAAGAAAGAGUUUGAAGUAAAUAAUAGAAAAAAUGGACACUAUGACAACGUUAAGUCUUGUCAAAAUGCAUUAAUCGACCUAAAAAAUGUCACUCCAACGAAAGAGAGCGAGACAAAAAUUUUUAUUAAUGACGGCGGAGAAUGCGUUUAACAAACAGAUAACAUAAUUUCCAAAUCUGCUCUUAAAAUCCUAGAAAAACCUAAUACUGUACUCCUUACAAAACCUUUCCCAUUGCCUCUUUUCGAUUUUUAAUAUUGGUGGGAACGAAGUUACAAACUGUUUUUUAUCUUUCUUGUCUAUGUGAGUUACUCUUUCACUGUUGUUAUUAUAAAAUAUCGGGGUGAACUGCUGGACAGUCAGCUUCAAGAAACCAAUCGCCUUAUGUUCCCUCCUCCUCUAAAUCGUUUCGUCAUUACAAAAUUUAAUACAAUAUAUUCUUAAUUUAUAUGUAUUUAUUUAUAAAAUUUUCCUAUAUAAUGUUGACAAAGUGUAAAUAACAAGUGUUUAAAAAUAUAUUUUGGUAGAUAACUGA